UUUCAUCAUCCUUUAAUUAAUUCAAAUAUCAUAAGGGAAACAAAAAAAUGGGUUCCAAGGCAUUUCUGAUUCUUGGCCUUUUUUUGGCCAUAUUUGUAAUGAUAAGUUCUGAGGUUUUAGCUAGGGAGUUGGCUGAGACUUCCACCACUACUUCUGAAGAGGAUUCCAAGAAAUCCAGUAACAAAAAUGAAGUACAUGAAGCCGAAUAUGGCGGGUACCCUGGUGGUGGCGGUGGCGGUGGAUACCCUGGCGGCGGCCGUGGUGGUGGUGGUGGUGGAUACCCUGGCGGUGGCCAUGGUGGUGGUGGUGGCGGCCGUGGUGGUGGUGGAUACCCUGGCGGUGGUGGUGGCGGUGGUGGAGGCCAUGGUGGUGGUAGAUACUCAGGCGGUGGUGGACGUGGUGGUGGCGGCGGCCACGGUGGACGUGGUGGUGGCGGCAGGAAGUGUUGUUCCUAGAUACAAAGGUGAAUGAAUAGUAAUAUAUAAGUAUCACCUUGUACUAAUUAGUGGCAAGAUGUAGUAGUAAUAUUCUUGCUGCUUUAAAUUUGGAGCUUAUUGUAAGAAUUAUUAUCAAGAAAUAAAAGCCAUCAUGUAAUGUUUGUUAAUUA
Solanum tuberosum (potato) is the source of this 607-nucleotide messenger RNA. Its product is annotated as glycine-rich cell wall structural protein-like. Lineage: Eukaryota; Viridiplantae; Streptophyta; Magnoliopsida; Solanales; Solanaceae. The record is from RefSeq and is a predicted model, not a curated record. Bases 48 to 455 code for a protein of 135 amino acids. The transcript has 3 exons.